GAUGGGGGAUCCAGCAUUGGCUCGUCUCCAAGGGUGUUACUACCACAGGAGAACUGAGGCCGGAAUUCCGCAGCAAAAUGGUUGCCGGUAGGGGAAUCGACAAUCAUGCGGCAGCUGAGAGAUGGCGCGAGCCACAACAUGCCAAGCACUGCCACACGGGUCCUUCCGUAAUCAACAAAUUCCGCGAGCAGAAAGCGCACACCGUAUUAACUUAACAUACGAGUACGGUAACGACCCGUAAGGCACCGUAAGCCGUCAACCCUUUUUCCUAGGAGGUUUGAAAAGGCCCUCAACCCCUCUCAUUCCCUUCUCCACACAUCACAUCCCCGCACCACGGUACAAACCAUCGUCAGAUCCACCGCAAAAGCCACUACCACAAGCCACGAGCCAAAAUGGCCUCAAGGACCCUCCACCACCUCCUACGUCGGUGGCAACUGCCGAACCUCCCUUUACGAGCACGUCCCACCCACAAACCAACGGCUCUCUUCUGCAAUCUCCGCCAACCCCUUCGCCAAUCCUUCUCGACGGCAAAAACAAUCCCACCGCCACCCCCGGCGGGGCCCACCACCCUCUCCGCGAGGCUAAAACACCUCUCGCGUGAGUACGGUUAUAGUGCACUGGGCGUGUACCUCCUCCUCUCUGCCCUCGACUUCCCCUUCUGCUUCCUGGCGGUGCGGUACCUGGGCACCGAGAAGAUCAGUAAGUUGGAAGCUAGCGUCAUAGGAUUCGUUGAGCCCUAUUGGGUUUCGCUGCGGAGUGCUGUUGGGUACCCACCUGCACCGGUGCCGGUGGGGGGUGGAGGUAUGGAGGUGGAGGAGAAGGGGGGGCAAGAAGCAGUGCACGAUGCGAUGGGUGAAGCUGGGGAGGCGGCCAGUAAUUUUUCCCUUCCUCCCUUUCUUGGUUGGGAUGGUUUGGGGGAGGCGGCUAAUGUGGGGUGAUUGAUGGGAUAGGCAUAUGGACGGUACUAGCACUCGCCUACGCGGUCCACAAAUCAUUCAUCUUCAUCCGGGUACCGUUGACGGCGGCGGUGACGCCAAAGGUUGUGAAGGUUUUGAGAGGAUGGGGAUGGGAUAUUGGAAGGAAGGGCGGGACAAAGGAGGCUGUUAAACGGGCUAGAUGAGAUUAAUUGAGCUAGAAGGGGGGAGGUGUGAAGCUGUAUAAUACCUUAGGAAGUGUCCUUUUUCUUUAUUUUAUUAUUAUUUUACAUACAUUCUGUCCCCUCUUACUUUUAAGUAUGCGCAUUGCGGCCGCAGGAUAGCAUAGAGAGUCAAAAGGGAAAAAAAACUUCACUCAACUUCAUUCAAUACUCACCCCGCUCACCCUUCUCACCCUUCUCUCAACUAAUUAACCAACUAGUCACAACAGGCCCGAACCCCCCCACCCCCAUCAGAAAAACUCCCGAAAACCUC
Messenger RNA from Tuber aestivum (summer truffle), 1409 nucleotides. The record is from the annotation of a GenBank genome assembly. Lineage: Eukaryota; Fungi; Ascomycota; Pezizomycetes; Pezizales; Tuberaceae.